Molecule: messenger RNA, 952 nt
Organism: Erpetoichthys calabaricus (reedfish)
Lineage: Eukaryota; Metazoa; Chordata; Cladistia; Polypteriformes; Polypteridae
Exons: 4
Coding region: 1-882 (293 amino acids)
Source: RefSeq, a predicted model, not a curated record
AUGAACAAUUUCAGAUCCAAGCUUAGAGGUUUUAGCUGCCCUGAAAUUGAAGUGAACUCACUCAAGAGGAAAGCAGCACAUGAGCAAGCUCCUGCCAAAAAUGUUAAAAAACCAAAAAAGGCUGAAGUAAAUUAUCUACCACCUUAUCCUCAAGGUGAAACAAGUGGAAGUUUGGAGAAGGAAAGAGUGGACCUCUUACAUGAAGUGAUGAAGAGGGAUAAUUGCGUUGUGGUUGCAGAGAAAAUGGCCAAGACCUUCUCUCUUCGCAGGCAGGAAAUAAUUUAUCAGGCCCCUGCAAUUAAAGACAUCAUUGACCGAUGGCCUGCUUUAUUUGAUGCAACACAGAUAAAUGAAGAAUUCAAAAGAAUAACCACUGUAAGUCUUGAAUCUACAUUUAUGGCCAAAUUUGAUGCUUGCACCUCCAAAUUAAUGGAUGUUGUCUCAUCGAGGGGAGGAACUUCAGGAUUGAGGAUAAGGCACAUUAAGAAUCAGCUUCUAGAGAACAAUACAAUUGAAGUACGGAGAGAGGUGGCCAUUCGUUGCCUGGUUGUCUACCUUGGAGAAAAGGAACAGGACCUCUUCAAGGAGUUUAAUAAUAUUGAAGAGUUUGAAGCAAACCUUGACAGGCAAGUAUUGAACAUUGCCAUCAUCAAAGACAAGAAUCCAAACACUGGAACCAUCCUGAUCGAGGGAGCCAAAAUCCUGGAUGGCAUUGAUGUCCCAAGGUGCUGUGCUUUGCUCAUGGGUUUAAUAUACGCUCUGAAUCUGAGCUAUCCCAAGGAUCUAAAAUGUACAUACGAAGUAUUUCAGAAACUGUUCCUUGAACUUGAUGGACUCAAAACCAGUGGGAAAGUAAUGAAUCUCAAGUACAGCAUUUUCUAAGAACACUUUUCUUUCAAACCACUGCCAUUUUUUUUAAACCCAUGUUAUUAUUUAAUCCAUAAACAGCUGU